AUGUUGCGCGCAGUCUUACAGGCCGCCACCGACCACGGGCUCCUUCUGGGCCGCCGCUUCCUGUCUGCCGCUGCCAUCCAGGCCGUGCCAGCGCCGAAUCAGCAGCCCGAGAUCUUCUACAAUAAGAUCUUCAUAGACAAUGAAUGGCAUGAUGCCGUCAGCAAGAAAACAUUCCCCACCGUCAACCCGUCUACUGGAGAGGUCAUCUGUCAGAUAGCUGAAGGGGACAAGGAGGACGUGGACAGAGCAGUGAAGGCUGCCCGGGCUGCUUUCCAGUUAGGUUCACCCUGGCGCCGGAUGAACGCAUCUGACAGGGGUCAGCUGCUGAACCGCCUGGCCGAUCUGAUUGAGCGGGACCGGACCUACCUGGCAGCUUUGGAGACUCUGGACAAUGGCAAGCCCUAUGUCAUCUCCUACCUGGUGGACUUGGACUUGGUCCUCAGGUGUCUCCGGUAUUAUGCAGGCUGGGCUGAUAAGUACCAUGGGAAAACCAUCCCCAUCGAUGGGGACUUCUUCAGCUACACUCGCCAUGAGCCUGUGGGGGUGUGUGGGCAGAUCAUCCCGUGGAACUUCCCGCUCCUGAUGCAAGCAUGGAAAUUGGGCCCAGCCUUGGCAACUGGCAACGUGGUUGUGAUGAAGGUAGCUGAGCAGACUCCGCUCACCGCCCUCUAUGUGGCCAAUCUGAUUAAGGAGGCUGGCUUUCCCCCUGGCGUAGUCAACAUUGUUCCUGGAUUCGGCCCCACAGCUGGUGCUGCCAUUGCUUCCCACCAGGAUGUGGACAAGGUGGCAUUCACAGGCUCCACUGAGGUUGGCCACCUAAUUCAGGUGGCUGCAGGGAGCAGCAACCUCAAGCGGGUAACUCUGGAGCUGGGGGGAAAGAGCCCCAACAUCAUCAUGUCGGAUGCCGACAUGGACUGGGCCGUGGAGCAGGCCCACUUCGCCCUGUUCUUCAACCAGGGCCAGUGCUGCUGUGCUGGCUCCCGGACCUUUGUGCAGGAGGACGUGUACGCCGAGUUCCUGGAGCGCAGCGUUGCCCGGGCCAAGUCUCGCGUGGUUGGAAACCCCUUUGAUAGUCAGACUGAGCAGGGGCCACAGGUGGAUGAAAUGCAGUUUAAGAAAAUCCUUGGCUAUAUCCAAUCUGGGAAGCAGGAAGGGGCAAAGCUGCUGUGUGGUGGUGGAGCUGCUGCUGACCGUGGCUACUUCAUCCAGCCCACUGUGUUUGGAGACGUGCAAGAUGGCAUGACCAUAGCAAAGGAGGAGAUCUUUGGACCGGUGAUGCAGAUCCUGAAGUUCAAGACCAUAGAAGAGGUCAUUGCGAGAGCCAACAAUUCCAAGUAUGGGCUGGCUGCAGCUGUCUUCACAAAGGACUUGGACAAGGCCAAUUAUCUGUCCCAAGCCCUCCAGGCUGGUACUGUGUGGAUCAACUGCUAUGAUGUGUUUGGGGCCCAAUCCCCGUUCGGUGGCUACAAGAUGUCUGGAAGUGGCCGUGAGCUUGGGGAAUAUGGCCUGCAGGCAUACACUGAAGUGAAAACCGUCACUGUCAAGGUUCCUCAAAAGAACUCAUAA
Messenger RNA from Chrysochloris asiatica (Cape golden mole), 1566 nucleotides. It is a transcript of the gene ALDH2, whose product is annotated as aldehyde dehydrogenase 2 family (mitochondrial). Lineage: Eukaryota; Metazoa; Chordata; Mammalia; Afrosoricida; Chrysochloridae. The transcript has 13 exons. The coding region runs from base 1 to 1566 and encodes 521 amino acids. Gene Ontology annotation, molecular function: aldehyde dehydrogenase (NAD+) activity. The record is from RefSeq and is a predicted model, not a curated record.